Messenger RNA from Bufo bufo (common toad), 5675 nucleotides. RefSeq names its product family with sequence similarity 184 member A (gene FAM184A). The record is from RefSeq and is a predicted model, not a curated record. The transcript has 18 exons. NCBI's taxonomy places the organism in Eukaryota, Metazoa, Chordata, Amphibia, Anura, Bufonidae. The coding region runs from base 157 to 3519 and encodes 1120 amino acids.
CUGCUCCCCGCGCACCCGGUCAAGUGCCCUGCUCAGCUGCCCAGGACAUCGGCCACCACUGGGCCACACUAGGAGGACAGGCAGGAGACAGACGCCAGAGCAGGGGACAAAAGGCACAAUAAGGGGGGAGGUAAAAAAGGAUUGGAAGACGUGAAGAUGGCGACAGGGAUGAGCUGGCAUCAGCAACAGCAUUACUACGGCGGAGGGGCUUCUACCAGUACUGCCAAGUUCGUGCCCUCCUCUCCGGGGAUGAUGGCACAUCAAGCUGGACUGAGUAUGGAGUACACUGCAGAACUGCACCUUAAGAUGAGCAAGAAGAUCGCGCAGCUGACUAAGGUCAUAUAUGCCUUAAAUACUAGGAAUGAUGAGCAUGAAUCAGGAGUACAAGCCAUUAAAGAAGCCCAUGAAGAAGAAAUUCAGCAAAUUCUUGCUGAAACCAGGGAAAAAAUAUUACAAUAUAGAAAUAAAGUGUCAGAGGAAACAGAGCUAAAAAGAAAAAUACAAGCACUGGAAGAAUCCUUAGAGGAACAUAAAAAGAUGAAACACCAAGCACUUACUGAAUUUGAAGUUUACAAACAUCGAGUAGAAGAUAUGCAACUUUGUGCAGAAGCCCAACAUGUGCAGAGAGUUGUUACCAUGUCCCGAGAGGUGGAGGAGAUAAGGAAGAGGUUUGAGGAGAGGAUACGGAGUUUUAUGCAGCUUCAGGUCCAGUUUGAAAAAGACAAACGCACUGCCCUUGAAGAAUUGAGAGCAACUCAUAGAUUAGAAAUUCAGGAGCUCCUGAAAGUUCAACACAGUCAAAAUGCUACUUUAAAUAAGGGCCAGGAAACACUUGAGGAAAUGCAUCGAUUACAAGUGGAAGAAUUGAAUAAAAAGUUGGAAGACCUACGUCUUGAGAGGAAAAAGUUAGUAGAAGAUUAUGAAGGGAAGUUGAGUAAAGCUCAGGCUUUCUACGAACAUGAAUUGGAAGCUUUGAAAAGGUCUCAGCACUUCACUGCUGAGAGUUUGCAUGCCUGUAAGCAGAAAGAAGCAGAACUGAAGCGAGAAUUUCAAACUCAAGAAGCUGUCUUACAGAAGAACCUUGGGAUCCUUAAAACUGAAUUCCAAGUUGUACAGGAAGAAGCAGGGAGUCUUAGAGAAAAGUGCCAAAAACUACAAGCUUCUCUGGCUACAGCAGAGAACAAUGUUCAGGUCCUUCAAAAACAGCUGGAAAAUGUGAAGCAGGAGGAGAUGUCUUUACUUAGCAAACAGAAGGACAUGGAAAGUGAAAUAGCAGCUGCUCGGGAGCGACUACAGCAGCAGGCUACAGAACUUGUGUUAAAAGCCAGUCACAUUGGAAUGUUGCAAGCUACACAGAUGACACAAGAAGCCACCAUACAAGACCUGGAAUCUGAAAAAGCUAGGAUAAAGGAAAAAAUAGUUAGACUAGAAGAAGAACGGGCUAUGCUGCAAAGUAAAAAUCAAAACCUGGAUGAACGCCAAAGGCAGCAGAUCCUUGCACUGGAAAAGAAGAUCAAUGAAGCGAAGCAAAACCAACGUGAAUUUUAUGAGAAAGAGCUGAUUAACCUGCGCAUCAAAUUUGAGGAGGAGACUGUACAGCUAAAAGAGGCCCAUGCAAAGACUUUAGAGGAGAUGUCAUGGAAACAUCAAGCAGCGCUCGAGGCAGCACAAACCUCUACAAAUAAGGAGAAGAAGAAUCUACAGAUGGAACUUCAGCAGCAAUAUGAAAAGGAGAGACUGGGUUUGGAAGAGGAUAAAAGUCAACUGAGGCAACAACUUGAAAGCCUAAAGGAAGAGCUGACGAACAAGCUGGCGACCGCCAAUCAGGAGAUUUGCCGUCUUCAAGACUUGGUGAAAAAAAGUGAACAAGGACUUGGUUCAGCAGAGUGUCACAUCACAAGUCUUAAGGAUGCUCAAGACAGGCUUCAGAAUGAGUUGGAUGUGACAAGAGAGCGACUGAGGGAGACAAGUGAUUCCUUGUUUGCUGUUCAGAGUGAGCUGGAAAAGGAGAGACAGCAAAAUGAAGCUAUCAUUUCUGGCAUGCGGGAAGAGGAAAGAUUAAAGAUUGAGAAGGUUGCCCGUGAUCUGGAACUGAAAUGGACUGAAUCCCUCAGGCAAGAAUGUAACAAGUUACGGGAAGAGCUGAGGGUGCAGCAUGAGGAGGACAAGAAGUCUGCUCUGGCCCAACUAACACAGCUCAAGGAGCGGGAAAUACACACUGCUAAGGAUAACUGGCAAAAGAAAGUGGAGGAUCUGCUGGAGCAGAUCUCCUUGCUGAAGCAGAACCUUGAGAUGCAGCUGUGCCAGUCCCAGAAUUCUCUGCAGCAGCUGCAGUCGCAGUUUGGUCAAGAGCGACAGCGUCUAACCCGAGAGCUCCAAGAGUUGGAGGAGGAACAUCAGCAGAGGCAGAAGUCACUGCAGGAAGCCCACAUGUUAGCGUUCCAAAGUAUGGAGGAUGCAAAGGAUCAAGAACAGAAAGAUCUGGAAGAUCGUUUACAUCAAAAAUACUGUGAGGAGCUGCAGUUUGUGAAAGAUGCCCACAAACAAGUCAUGGACAUGCUGCGACUGGAGAUGGAACAGGAGCUUCAAACCCUCCGCUUUGAGCUGGAAGAUGAAGGCAAAGCCAUGCUAGCAUCCUUGCGCUCUGAACUGAAUCACCAGCAUGCAGCAGCCAUUGACCAGUUGAGGAAUCAUCACCAGCAGGAGUUGGAAGGUUUUGCAGAUGAGCUUGAGAGGCAUAAAGAGUUCAGCAGACAUCAGGAAUCUGAGUAUUUUGGACGAAUAGCAGAACUUGAGAAACAGCUCAAGCAUCAAGAGCAACAUGUUUCCAGUCUAAACAAGGAGCUGCUGAUACUACAUGAGAGCAUUAACACGCUGACUAAAGAGCUGGAAUUCAAGGGAAAAGAGAUACUCCGAAUACGCAGUGAAGCCAAUCAACAAAUAAGGACACAUGAGCAAGACUUAAACCAGAAACACGAGGAAGACAUCAAUGACUUAACUGCAGCCAACAUCCGAGAGAAGCAAAUUUUAAUGGCAGAUUUUGCAAAGACACAAGCAAUGCUCGUGGAAAAAAAUUCUGCCUUGCAAGUUUCGUUAACAGAAAUGGAAGAAAAAUACCAGAACAGAGAGUCAAGACCAGAGGACCUGCAGGUCAUCUCUGAAUUAAAGGAGAUGAUAGCAGAACGGGACCAGCUUAUCAAGAAACUGAUUGAAGACAAGAAGUUCUACCAACUGGAACUAGUGAACCGAGAGACUAACUUCAACAAAGUCUUUAAUGCAAGUCCUAACGUUGGCAUUAUCAAUCCUCUAGUAAAGCAAAAGAAGAAGAAUGAUAAGUCCACAAACAGGUUUGUGAGUGCCCCUAACCUAAGUGCUGUGGAGACUAGUGGAAUGGGAAAUGGACAUCCAACCCGCCUGGAACCCAUUCCAAAUUCACCCAUCCACGAUAUUGAGUUCAACAGCAGCAAGCCUCUCCCACAGCCUGUCCCACCCAAAGAGGCCAAAACCUUUUUGAGGUGAGCACUGCCUCGCCAAGUCUAAUUUGCUGCUGGUCAUGAAAGUGCUGGAUUACUGAAAUAACCUUGAAUUCUUUUUGUUAAUUUAAUAUGGCAUUUGCAUCCUCUUUCUAGAGCUCCUUUUUGCGCAUGAAUUUGUUUAACCCUUGUGUCAUUAUUUGCUAUGAACUCUAAGUUGCGCGCACGUUUUUUUCAUUAUGCACCUUUAAGGCUUUAGGCACACGACCCUAUUUUUCAUCUGUGUGCUAUUUGCAUUUUUGCUGGCUCAUUCACUUCUAUGGAAGCAUGCACACAUCAUAUUUUUUGCGGAUCCGUGUGGCUGUUCCGCAAACAUGUCCUAUUCUCAUCUGUAUUACAGACAAAAAUAGUCCUUUCUACUGACAGGAUUGAGAAAAAUGUGGAAUGCACAUGGAUGGUAUCUACUGUAUAUUCUGCAGAUCCGCUCUUUGCGGGCCGAAACACAGACAAGGCCGUGUGCAUGAACCCUAAGGCUGAUGUAUGUACAUAUAUGAAUGAAUAUCUGUUAUUAAGCAGUACAUUUGGUAUAUUCAGUGUUAAGUAUUUUCUUACAAAAAUAGGCAAAGAAUUUGAGUAACUUAAAAUAAAUUCAUUGCUUUUAUUUAGAAUUCUUGAGUAAUCUGUGGCUCCUAAAAUAACAGCUUUUCCAGUAUUUUCUAAGGCUCUAAUGCUAAAUCAGUGUUACAAAUAGCAACUGAAUGCAUUAGUGCCCUCUAGUGGUGAUUGUGAAAAUGUACAUAUUAGAAAGUAAUUAGAAAAUACUUGCCACUGAAUUGACCGGAGCAUGCAUAUAUAUUGUAUUUUAUGGCAUACUGUAUGAAGCAUGUAUAUUUCUGUUUCUGCAUGUAGAUAUAUAUAUAUAAAGAUAUAUCCCUGUAAUUGAUGUCCCUGUGUGCUUCUUUCAUACAAUGAGACGUUUUAUAGCCCAUUUAUUGUACCUUCAGCCCGGCAUCAAAAAUGAAAUUCCUUUCCCAUGUCUAUUAAAUGUAAGCGGACAGAACAUUUAGACAUGCAAAUGAACACUUCCAUUGAACUGUAUUUCAAUCCUAUGUGUUGUUUCACUUGUGUUAGAAAUGGUGCAUGACACUGCUGGGUAAUUUGGGUGUACCUGGUCUGCACCUUUAGUGUGUUUUGUGCUCAGCAGAUGAGAAUGAUAUAGUGCUUGUGUAGCAUAUUGCCAUGGGGCAUGACCCAGGUAAUAAUACUUCUAAUUUAAAAAGGAGGCUAAAAGAGGAGGUAAAACAGACCAAAGGCAUAAAUGACCCAUUUUACAAGGUCUACAUGCUUCCUCACCAUCUGGUAGCUUGUGCUGCUGGGGACUUACAAUGUAGUGGAUGUGCAGAUAUGUCACACAGGGACAAGGACAAGAAUCGGUAUUGAUUUUGGCUUUGCUUUCCAACGGAUGCUUUAUGUUUGCCGAUGACCGCUACAUUUGCUUUCUUCCCGGCCGUGUGUGAUGUGUUUUUUUUUACGUGUAUCUCUUGUAAUGUCUUUCUCUUUCUCUCUGGGAUUUAGCCCUCCCCAGACUGAGACAUCACCAGUGGCAUCACCAGAUCCACAACGCCAGGAAUGGUUUUCCCAAUACUUCACUUUCUAAGAGGCUGUAUUUGAUAAUGUCUCUCUUUCUAUUGUGGCACAGCUUUGAUGUGGACUCUUUGUACAAGCAUGACCAUACCAAACCCUUAUGACGUGACCAAGCUUUGCCGUAACUACUGUUUGUUCCAACACUGUGAACGAGAGUGUCUGUCUCCAGUUGGAAAUGCAUUGUUCAAUAACACUCCGUGUUUGCUUUCCUUCCAGUGAAAACCUCCUUUACAUUUUACAAACAGGAAAAAAAAAAACUGAAUUUUGUAGAAUAACUGCUACCUCCUUGUCCUAUUUUUCCCUUCUUUUUUAUUUUCUGCCAAGCAUAAUUACUUCAGUGCUGGAAUAAUCUGCUCUGCACUGAUGUUAUUGAGAUGCCUUCUUAGUAGAUCCAGCCGCACGGCUAAAAUGUCUAGAAAAGACCAUUGUAGUUUCCGUUAAAUCCUGUUUAAUCGUUUGACACCAGAAAUAACAAUGUGCCUGGAGUCAGAUUCUCAGCUUCUGAUUGGUAUGUAUAUACUAUGUAUGGCUAUUGUAUUCCUAUUGUUACAACAUCAA